CAGCUGAUUGUCAAAAUAUACAGCUUUUUUUUGACGUUUCGGCUUUGUAAACGUAGUUGUAAAACUACAAAAUGAAAUCCUAAAAUUACUCUAAUAUUUUAAAUUUACAUGUUAAAACAGUAUAUUUGUUCUUACACAACAUGAGUAAUUUAGAGUACGUUCAAAUCAAAGAUCUAAAACCGGGUAUGAAGAACAUCAACGCUGUGUUCAUCGUCCUGGAGGUGGGUCCGCCGACGCUGACGAAGGAGGCGCGAGAGGUGCGCACGCUGCGCGUGGCCGACGCGUCCGCCGCCGUGAACCUGUCCGUGUGGGACGAGCCGGGCGCGCUGCUGCAGCCCGGCGACAUCGUGCGGCUCACGCGCGGCUACGCGUCGCUGUGGCGCGCCGCGCUCACGCUCUACUCGGGCAAGUCGGGCGACAUCCAGAAGGUGGGCGAGUUCUGCAUGCUGUUCAACGAGCAGCUCAACAUGAGCGAGCCGCAGCCCGCGCCGCCCGCGCCCGCGCCGCCCGCCGACCGCGCCAACGGCUCGCACGCGCCCCGCGCGCACCCUCAGGCCGCGCCCGCGCCGCCCGCCGCGCCGCACUCCGCCAAGGGCGACCGCUUCGCGCCGCCCGGCCCGGACCACGGCGCCAAGCACGCGCACAAGACCUACGUGCGGGGCCGUGGACACCAGCGGGGCAACAACCGGAGAUAACAGCCGUACAUCCUACUGUUGGAUAUCGUCAAAAUGUAUGAACGUUAGCACAGUGGCCAAGUUUGGUUUUGUUAUCUGAUCAAUGUUACAUUCUUGUAACGAUGUGUAGGAUAUUAGUUAAGUGCUCAUAGAUGUUAAAUUAAAUUAAAUCAUAAUUACACAUUAUAGUGCAUAAUUGAGUCAUUACCCGAGUUAUUGGAACAGCACACCCUCCUGUGCUUGCUGUGUGUUUACUGUUUAUCAUGGUCAAACGUCAGCUAGACUUCAGAUCUGUAUGCUCUGUCACUUCAUGUCAAUGUCAUCUUCUCCAGUGCUGCUCCUAUACCUCAGGCAAUGCUGCAGAUAAGCAUGAUACCUAUUUUAACUUGAAUUUAAAAGAAAUGAACUCGCAUUUUGUAUGUUCGUAUGUCCUAAAAAUAUAGAUUAAAUAGGUAUAUCUUUAAAAAUAUUUUAGGUAUUUGAGAAGAGGAAUAAACAAUAACCAAGUUA
Molecule: messenger RNA, 1184 nt
Organism: Ostrinia furnacalis (Asian corn borer)
Lineage: Eukaryota; Metazoa; Arthropoda; Insecta; Lepidoptera; Crambidae
Product: SOSS complex subunit B homolog
Exons: 1
Coding region: 141-695 (184 amino acids)
Biological process (GO): response to ionizing radiation; mitotic G2/M transition checkpoint; double-strand break repair via homologous recombination
Cellular component (GO): SOSS complex
Molecular function (GO): DNA binding
Source: RefSeq, a predicted model, not a curated record